Austrofundulus limnaeus is the source of this 6772-nucleotide messenger RNA. RefSeq names its product transient receptor potential cation channel, subfamily M, member 3 (gene trpm3). Gene Ontology annotation, biological process: protein tetramerization; monoatomic cation transmembrane transport; metal ion transport. Gene Ontology annotation, molecular function: monoatomic cation channel activity. The record is from RefSeq and is a predicted model, not a curated record. Bases 906 to 6305 code for a protein of 1799 amino acids. The transcript has 27 exons. NCBI's taxonomy places the organism in Eukaryota, Metazoa, Chordata, Actinopteri, Cyprinodontiformes, Rivulidae. Gene Ontology annotation, cellular component: plasma membrane.
UUAAUGUGCUUCCAUCUUCUGUCUCCAUCUGAAUUCACUCUUUAAGACAGAGCUCUGACUCCGCUGCACCCAUUCCCCAUACGACCACCACACGGUGCAUCAUUACAUCUCCAUUUUUUUCUUCCUUUCUCUGCAUCCCUCCAUCACUUUGUUGUUUCCAUCUCCAGGAGGAUGCUGUUUCCCUGCGUCCUCUCUCCAUGAGCUCAGUUUCAGCGAGUUCAUCUGUAAUACUGGAUUUUAUUGUUUUUUUUUCAUUCCUGCCUCCAUCCUCUCUGUCUCUCUUCCAUUCCCUCUUGUUUUUUUUCUUUUUUUUCUCAGAGACGGGAGCUGCUUCCAAUCUAAGUCUGUGCUCUGCCUAUGCGCUCUGCGCUCCUCUCCUCUCCUCUCCCCUCUGUGCUAUACUGCACUGCUCAUCUCUGCUCUCUCCACAUCUCCAUCUCUCCUCCUUCUCUUUCCCUACCUGCAUCUCUGUCACACUAUGUGCUCUCAUCUCUGUUGGGCAUUGCUACGCUCUGCUUUGUCGUUUGGAGAAAAGCUCUGGGUCCUUUAGUGCCAGAGCUGAACCCACUUCAGCUACUUGCAGGAGAGGGAUCAGAUGCUCCUGGUGCACUGGUUUUGACUUGCCUCUGGAUUCUUUGGAUCUGUAGGCGCUGGAGAGGAGAGGAGGGCAGGGAAGGGGUGAGAAGAGCGAGAGCAUUCGCUGCUUGGAGAAGUCAAGGCUUCAAGGUGGUGGCAGCGGUGGCUGAUGGUUGUCCGUCGAGGGUCAUGCCCUGGGACUUGUGUGUUUUUCGGCUGUUGGAGUUGGAGACCUUCUCCCAUUUUUGCCCCCCUGGUGGGGUAGAAUUAAUCCUGGUGCCGGGGAAAGCUGCCGGGCACCAGUGGCUGCAGCGUGAAGAGUGGACACCAUGAACCAGCUGGAUGCGCCACGACCACUCAACUGGACCAUCCGAAAACUGUGCCAUGCAGCCUUCCUGCCAUCUGUGCGCCUGCUAAAGGCACAGAAAUCAUGGAUAGAAAGAGCAUUCAGCAAGAGAGAAUGUGUUCAUAUCAUAGCGAGUUCCAAAGACCCCCAUAGGUGCUGCUGUGGUCGUCUCAUAGGUCAGCAUGUGGGUUUGCCGCCCGGCAUCUCGUCCAGUCAGAAUGACAAGGCCGAGCGUUUGGCCAAGAAUGACAGCCUGUCGGAGAAGUGGUCGAUCAGCAAACACACACAGCUCAGCCCCACUGAUGCCUUUGGCACCAUCGAGUUCCAGGGAGGAGGACACUCCAAUAAAGCAAUGUAUGUGCGAGUGUCUUACGACACCAAGCCUGACCUGCUGCUGCACCUGAUGACCAAGGAGUGGCAGCUGGACCUUCCUAAGCUACUCAUCUCAGUCCACGGAGGCCUCCAGAACUUCGAGUUACAGCCUAAACUCAAGCAGGUCUUUGGUAAAGGGCUCAUCAAGGCUGCCAUGACAACCGGAGCCUGGAUUUUCACUGGCGGGGUGAACACAGGGGUGAUUCGGCACGUGGGGGAUGCAUUAAAGGACCACGCCUCCAAAUCAAGAGGGAAGAUCUGCACCAUUGGUAUUGCUCCAUGGGGCAUCGUCGAAAAUCAAGAGGAUCUUGUUGGUAAAGAUGUGGUGCGUCCGUACCAGACCAUGUCCAACCCCAUGAGCAAGCUGACGGUUCUGAACAGUCUCCACUCCCACUUCAUCCUGGCGGACAACGGCACCACGGGGAAGUACGGGGCUGAGGUGCGGCUACGGCGGCAGCUGGAGAAGCACAUCUCUCUGCAGAAGAUCAACACACGCAUUGGUCAGGGUGUGCCAGUGGUGGCUCUUAUUGUAGAGGGAGGCCCUAAUGUGAUCUCUAUCGUGUUGGAGUACCUCAGGGACACGCCUCCGGUCCCCGUGGUGGUGUGCGAUGGCAGUGGAAGAGCCUCGGAUAUCUUGGCCUUUGGACACAAAUACUCUGAAGAGGGAGGGAUAAUUAAUGAGUCUCUAAGAGACCAGCUGCUGGUGACCAUCCAGAAGACUUUCACCUACAGCCGCACACAGGCUCAACAUCUGUUCAUCAUUCUCAUGGAGUGCAUGAAGAAGAAGGAACUGAUAACAGUUUUCCGGAUGGGCUCAGAGGGUCAUCAGGACAUUGACCUUGCCAUCCUCACUGCAUUACUCAAAGGUGCCAAUGCUUCAGCCCCAGACCAGCUGAGUUUAGCUCUUGCGUGGAACAGAGUGGACAUUGCACGCAGCCAAAUCUUCAUCUACGGACAGCAGUGGCCUGUUGGUUCUCUUGAACAGGCGAUGCUGGAUGCCUUAGUUUUAGACAGAGUGGACUUUGUCAAGCUACUGAUUGAAAAUGGAGUCAGCAUGCACCGUUUCCUCACACUUUCCAGGCUAGAGGAGCUCUACAACACGCGCCAUGGACCAUCAAACACGCUGUAUCAUCUUGUCAGAGAUGUCAAAAAGCGAGAAUAUCCAGGGUUCAGUUGGAUCUACUUCAAGGGAAACCUGCCCCCGGAUUACCGCAUCAGUCUCAUCGACAUUGGGCUUGUCAUUGAAUACCUCAUGGGUGGAGCAUAUCGAUGUAACUACACCAGGAAGAGAUUCAGAACUCUGUACCAUAAUCUGUUUGGGCCUAAAAGGCCCAAAGCACUGAAACUGCUGGGAAUGGAAGAUGACAUGCCAAUCCGCAGAGGCCGCCAAAAGACGACGCGCAAACGAGAGGAGGAGGUGGACAUCGACCUGGAUGACCCGGAAAUCAAUCACUUCCCUUUCCCCUUCCACGAGCUGAUGGUUUGGGCUGUGCUUAUGAAACGACAGAAGAUGGCGCUCUUCUUUUGGCAGCAUGGCGAGGAAGCCAUGGCCAAGGCCCUGGUGGCAUGUAAGCUGUGUAAAGCUAUGGCACAUGAAGCAUCUGAGAACGACAUGGUGGAUGACAUCUCCCAAGAGCUCAACCACAACUCCAGAGAGUUUGGCCAGCUGGCGGUGGAGCUCCUCGAUCAGUCCUAUAAGCAGGAUGAGCAGAUGGCCAUGAAGCUGCUGACAUAUGAGCUGAAAAACUGGAGCAACGCCACCUGCCUGCAGCUGGCAGUAGCAGCCAAACACCGAGACUUCAUCGCUCACACCUGCAGUCAGAUGCUGCUGACCGACAUGUGGAUGGGACGCCUGCGCAUGCGCAAAAACUCCGGUCUGAAGGUGAUUUUAGGUCUGCUUCUGCCACCGUCCAUCCUGAGUCUGGAGUUCAAAAACAAGGAUGAGAUGUCCUACAUGCCCCAGGAUCAGGAGACCUAUCUGCAGGAGAAGGAAGAGAAGGAGCCUGAGAAACCAGUCAAGGAGAAGGAGGAGGAGGACAUGGAGUUCACAGUAAGAUCUUACUGUGAGACGCAGUACAACUCCGUGGCAAUGCUGGGUAAGGUAACCGCAGAGGCAUCCAGAAAGAAGGAUGUCGAGGAGGUUCAGAGCCGCCACCGCCUCAUCCCCAUGGGACGCAAGAUAUACGAGUUCUACAACGCUCCAAUUGUCAAGUUCUGGUUUCAUACGAUGGCAUAUGUGGGAUACCUGAUGUUGUUUAACUACAUUGUUCUGGUUAAGAUGGACCUGUGGCCUUCUCCCCAAGAGUGGAUUGUCAUUGCUUACAUCUUCACCAACGGCAUUGAGAAAAUGAGAGAGAUCUUGAUGUCAGAGCCGGGCAAGUUGCUGCAGAAGGUGAAGGUGUGGCUUCAGGAGUACUGGAAUAUCACAGACCUCAUGGCCAUCCUCAUUUUCUCUGUUGGCAUGGUUCUGCGUCUGCAGGAGCCACCACUCAUGAGCUACGGGCGCGUCAUCUACUGUGUCAACAUAAUCUACUGGUACAUCCGGCUGCUUGACAUCUUCGGAGUCAACAAGUACUUAGGUCCCUACGUGAUGAUGAUUGGCAAGAUGAUGAUCGACAUGAUGUAUUUUGUGAUCAUCAUGUUGGUGGUGCUGAUGAGUUUCGGGGUGGCCCGUCAAGCCAUCCUCAACCCCAAUGAAGACCCGUCUUGGAUGCUAGCCAGAAAUAUCUUCUUCAUGCCUUACUGGAUGAUCUACGGAGAGGUGUUUGCUGAUCAGAUUGACCAUAUGCAUAGUAGGAAGUUACAGCAAAGGCUGAAUGAAAAACUCUGGCUGGUCGAAAAUUACUUUCGAACGCACGGAACCUGGCGUAGCAAUGGUCCAUCCCACAUUGCCCAGUGCAGUCAAAAUCCCACUCCUUGUGGACAAAAUAUCACGACAGAAGAUGGUGUGGUGGUGACCCUACCACCCUGUAAGACUGGAGCUUGGAUCGUCCCUGCAAUCAUGGCUUGCUAUCUGUUGGUGGCCAACAUACUGCUCGUCAACUUGCUCAUAGCAGUAUUCAAUAACACAUUCUUUGAGGUGAAGUCCAUCUCCAACCAGGUGUGGAAGUUUCAGCGUUACCAGCUCAUAAUGACCUUUCACGAACGCCCAGUCCUUCCUCCACCCCUCAUCAUCUUCAGUCACAUAACUAUGGUCCUCAAGCAUCUGUGCUGCCGCUGGCGCAAGCAUGAUGAUGACGAGAGGGACUAUGGACUGAAGCUUUUCAUAACAGAGGAUGAGCUAAAGAAAGUUCAUGACUUUGAGGAGCAAUGCAUCGAAGAGUACUUCAGAGAGAAAGAUGAUAGAUUUCAUUCUUCUAAUGAUGAGAGAAUCAGAGUUACAUCUGAGAGGGUGGAGAACAUGGCAAUGCGUUUGGAAGAAGUCAAUGAGAGGGAGCACUUCAUGAAAGCAUCACUACAGACUGUUGACAUUCGUCUGGCCCAGAUGGAGGAGCUGAUCGGACGGAUUGCCAAUGCGCUGGAGCGUGUGACGGGUGUUGAACGUGUGGAGGUCAGCAAAGCCCGAUCUCGGACUUCAUCUGACUGCACAGACUCUGCAUAUAUACUCCGUCAAGCUGAAUGCCAAGAGUCAGCGUACAUCCUACGUCAGAGCAGCUUCAACAGCACCGAGGGGAAUGCAUACCGCCUCCAGGAGGCACUGGAGGGAACAGCUGAGGGCUCCAUGUCCCCUCCUUCUCCUACUAGCAUGGCUACACGGGCAAGGAGUCACUCGUUUUAUGUGGGAGGCGGGCGUGCCGUUGAACGUGCAAGUGGGGCCGAACGAGCUGAAAGCUUCUUCAAGGAGCGCUCGCUCAGUCUCCACCGAGCCAACAGCUCACAAUCUGUGUCCUCAGCUGCUGCCACCAAGGAGUCUAAGCCCCUCCCACUGGCGACGCUGGCGGUUUCCCAGCAGCACCGUCCUUCAUCAUGCAUUGAUAUCUAUGUCUCAACUUCUGAGGAGGUGGGACCUACAGAGGUCUUUCUCGAUCCUCUCCGUGUGAUCCCACCUCUGCAGAGAGACUCCUCAGUGCAGUCGGAUACCUUAGAGACGGUGCUGCGUGGAGGCCGCGAGUACAGCAGCACUGCCACUAGCGGUUUGGGCGACAGGCACUCGGAGGGCGAAGCAGGAAGCAGUGGAACAGCUGGAGCUAUGUUUGAUGACAGUGCAGCUGCUGACUUGUCAUUGUGUUCAGCACACCUCUUACCAGACACCACCCUACCUCCUUGGGACACGGAGCCGUCUCCACCUCCCUCAGCAGGGCUGCUUGAACGCUCCAAGAGCAGCCGCUACCUCUCGACGGUUGGCACGUCGUUCCUGGACGAGCCUCCUCUGGUCAAGUCCCACAGCCUUAUGUUCACGCCGAGAGGCUGCUAUGGAGGACUGGGGGCAGGGGUCCAGGUAAAGGCUGCAGAGUACACCAGCAUCACUGACUGCAUCGACACACGCUGUGUCUCGGCUCCAUACACUCCAGCAGAAUGCUCACAUUCACCUGGGACAUCCACGUCAUUCACCUUCGAUAAGCCGUCAGACAUCAGUUCGUCUCACCCGGAAAGAGAGGCAGAGCUAAGUCACACAGAGUCUGAUCCAGAGGACCCAGAGGAUCUGAUUUCAGCCUCCAAUGCACCUCGAACAGGAGGCCUUGGUGGGCCCAGUGGAGCCCCUCUUUGCUCCCCCUUCUCCAAGCUGGAGAGAGCAAACAGCUGCUCUUCAGACGACUCCCAUCCUUCCCUCACACUGGCCCCUCCACACCGGAAGAGCCUGUCAGUGAGUGAGAGGAUGGAGAGGGGACCGGGUUUGGGAGCAGACAGGGGACCUGGGCCUGGGGGGAGAGGUCUGGUGGGACACAGAAACCCCUUCCUCAGGAGCAAGUCUGGAGCAAGGCCCGACACAGCCAAGACUGACAGCCUGUCCAUAAGAAAGCUGGCGGCUCCGUCAGCUUUCCGCAGCUUUGAAAGACAAAAUUACACGUGACAAGGACACAUUGGGGCACUCACACACUGUUAGGGUGGGAAACUGAAACAACAAGGGUGACAGCAAGAUAAAGCUGCCUGUAGAUUGCUGAUCUGGACCAUACCUACACUUUAUUCCCUUUCAUUUUCAUUAGGCAAGUUUAUUCCCACUCAGCACUGAAGGGCAGUUUUAUCUUGAGCCACGAAUGAGAACAUUUAGAAGUUCCUACGUGAACCCGUCAAAACAAAGAGCUACGAAUUUAGACUAGUUUAUACCUCUUGUAGCAAAAUAACUUACAGUGGGAUGUCAUGACGAUGGAAGAUGUUUUUGUCUUGUAUGUCUUCCACUAAUUGAGUAGACAUCUGUCACUGAAUUUCAUCACAUAUCAAUCACACUAGUAAGAUAGGAGUACGCUGUCAUUCCUACUUGUGUUAUUUCAUAGACACUGUCACAUCUGAGCGUCAAAGAAAGAAAGAAAGAAAGAAAGA